GCUGAGUAUUUAAAAGCAGCUCUCUGUUAUUGGACUUGCAGUAUCGCAAUCGGAGGCGUAAAAAGCAAAUCAAAAGGAUAAAAUUGCCAAACUUUAAUUCUAAACAAUGAGAGUAUAUGUUCCAGGAUGCGUUUGUCUGCUUUGGUUGGCUUCUGCGGCAUCUGCCGACUUGAACAAGCCCCCGGUCUCGCCCAAAUCCACUCCGUUUUCUAAGAGUGAUAAGACUCCUGCACCAAGUGUAGAAGCACAGACAAAGAUAAACAAGACCAGGACAGGGGAACUCCUCCUGCCCAUGGUGAUCAACACCUGGAACUUUACGGCUGCCAACGUUCUGGCCUGGCGAAUCCUUAAGCAGAGCCAGGGAGGCCUUCGACAAACGCGCAACGCCGUCGUGGAGGGCUGCACCAAGUGCGAGAAACUGCAGUGCGACCGGACUGUUGGCUUCGGAGGAUCCCCCGACGAGAACGGCGAGACCACUCUGGACGCAAUGGUGAUGGAUGGCUCGACCAUGGAUGUGGGAGCUGUGGCGGGCUUGCGGCGCAUCAAGGAUGCUAUCAGGGUGGCCCGAUGUGUCCUGGAGCACACACACCACACUAUGUUGGUGGGAGACGCUGCUACGGACUUCGCUGAAGCUAUGGGAUUCGAGUCCGAAUCUCUGGUCACGCCAGAGUCCAAAGAGAUGUGGCAGCAGUGGACGGCUAGGAAUUGCCAGCCGAACUUCUGGAAGAACGUUUAUCCAGAUCCUCAGAUAUCCUGCGGUCCUUAUAACCCCAAGCCAACGCCCCUCACUCGCUGGAAAGAGGAUCGGGCUCGACAUGAGUACGAAAUGGGCCACAAGAAUCACGAUACCAUUGGAAUGAUUGCCAUCGAUGCAGAGAGCAACAUUCACGCGGGCACUUCCACCAACGGAGCGCUUCACAAAAUAGCGGGUCGUGUGGGAGACUCCCCGAUACCAGGGGCCGGUGCCUAUGCCGACAAUGAGGUGGGUGCCGCUGUGGCCACUGGCGAUGGGGAUGUUAUGAUGCGUUUCCUGCCCAGCCUUCUGGCUGUGGAGGCUAUGCGAGGAGGAAAGCCGCCAGCUGAAGCCGCUGAGGUGGGCAUACGUCGCAUCCUAAAGCACCACAAGGACUUUGUGGGUGCGGUAAUAGCAGUGGAUCGACUGGGAAAUUAUGGCGCUGCGUGCUACGGGAUGCAGGAAUUUCCAUUUGUGGUCAGCAGUCCCGCAAAAAAUCGUACCGCAAAAGAUCGCCCUCGGCACAAAAAAGUACAGUGCAUUUCGUCUCAAGAGCAAGUGAAUGUGGUAUUAUUAUAAACAAGUUCAGGGUUAAAAACAAGAAAUAAAAUAUAAAUAUAAAAAGACCAGUAAUUUUUUUAAACAAAAACUAAAAAUUGUGCAAGAAAUUUGAAUAAAUACAAUUGAUUCAUU
Molecule: messenger RNA, 1426 nt
Organism: Drosophila ananassae
Lineage: Eukaryota; Metazoa; Arthropoda; Insecta; Diptera; Drosophilidae
Product: putative N(4)-(beta-N-acetylglucosaminyl)-L-asparaginase GD10667
Exons: 2
Coding region: 107-1312 (401 amino acids)
Biological process (GO): protein deglycosylation
Cellular component (GO): lysosome
Molecular function (GO): N4-(beta-N-acetylglucosaminyl)-L-asparaginase activity
Source: RefSeq, a predicted model, not a curated record